AAGACGAGAGCUCUGACAGUCGGCCACUCAUCCCGGGAAGAGCACAGAAGUUACUGGACGUGCAGAGCCAAACCCUCCGGCGCACCCACACACCCAGACGAGAUUCACAAGGGACAGUUGGAGCAUUUUUGACGCAAGACGCGCACGGACUGCAGCGCACCGAGCACACUUGGACCAGACAGUUCACCUACAUUAAUCCGCGAACUACCUGCAGCCUAACAUGGAGCGCAAAAUCCCUGAUUUCGCCGGCACCUGGGAGAUGAAGAGUUCUGAAAACUUCGAGGAACUUUUGAAAAAGUUGGGCGUGAACGUGAUGCUGCGUAUGAUCGCGGUGAAGGCAGCCUCCAAGCCACUGGUGGAGAUCACGCAGGACGGAGAGACGCUGUCCAUUAAAACCUCAACCACAGUCCGCACCACCCACAUUAACUUCACUGUGGGGCAGGAGUUCAACGAGGCCACGGUGGACGGACGUCCCUGCACGAGUUUUCCACGUUGGGAAACCGACAGUAAGAUCAGCUGUGAGCAGACGCUGCAGAAAGGAGAAGGGCCUAAGACGUCCUGGACCCGAGAGAUCACCAAUGACGGAAAACUUAUCCUGACCAUGGGUGCAGAUGAUGUGAUAUGCACCAGAGUCUACGAGCGACAAUGAACAAGAGCACUUCUCACUUUUCGUCCUUCCAGCCCCCCUCUCCUGCAUCACCACUUGCAUCCCAACUCUCCCUUUGUAAAGGCAGUGCUGGGAGAUAGCAGUCUAUAGUUAUUCCAGUAUCUCUGUUAGCUUCACUAUGUAAUUAGUGUGGUAACUGUAUCUAGUAGGUUACAUAUCUACACGAUUGUCUUAGCUCCCGAGUUAUCCCCCUGUCUCUCCAGCUGGGCUUUCAACAUGAAAAUGUAUGUUGGAUUUGUUAAAUGACAGCUCAUUUAUUUGGCAUUGUGUGUGUGUGUGUGUGUGUGUGUGUGUGUGUGUGUGUGUGUGUGUGUGUGUGUGUGUGUGUGUCUGUGUCUGUGUGUGUGAGAAAGUUUUGUGGCAGCAGAAGAGGUAUGAGACUAUAUUUGUAGGUGUGUAAACCAAUCUUUGAGCUCUUCCAGUUUCGGGUCAGUUUUGAUGCGCCCAUCCUCUCUGUUCUUUAGCCCCGCCGUACAACUUUAAUCUUUUCUAUCUCAUGACAACAUUUUAUAUUUAUUACUACACUAGGAGUCUGAUACAGUACUGCUAAAGUUUUUACUUUGUGUCUCUUUUAUAUGAAAUGUGACCAUAGGAAACAACACUUUCUAUGGGAAAACAAUAAAGCAUGAUAUUAA
This is a messenger RNA of Cottoperca gobio, 1302 nucleotides long. It is a transcript of the gene crabp2a, whose product is annotated as cellular retinoic acid binding protein 2, a. NCBI's taxonomy places the organism in Eukaryota, Metazoa, Chordata, Actinopteri, Perciformes, Bovichtidae. The record is from RefSeq and is a predicted model, not a curated record. Gene Ontology annotation, molecular function: lipid binding. The transcript is spliced from 4 exons. The coding region runs from base 221 to 649 and encodes 142 amino acids.